This is a messenger RNA of Patiria miniata (bat star), 2037 nucleotides long. RefSeq lists its product as uncharacterized. The coding region runs from base 102 to 1823 and encodes 573 amino acids. Gene Ontology annotation, molecular function: zinc ion binding. The transcript is spliced from 2 exons. The record is from RefSeq and is a predicted model, not a curated record. NCBI's taxonomy places the organism in Eukaryota, Metazoa, Echinodermata, Asteroidea, Valvatida, Asterinidae.
UCUAGGCCUUUCCAUUGUUUGUAAACAUUGACCGGAAACCGACGCAUGCGCAUUUGCUGGUUGGCAAACGUCUGCUUUCAGCGCACUUUCUAAAUAGUAAAAUGGACUCGGACGAGCACUCGUACGCAAGAAGACGGCCGAUACUAUCCGUUAUUAAUCAAAUAUAUGAAGAGCAUUUGUAUUUUCCGAAGGCAAGUCGGUCGGAGUGUACAUCGUCAUACGUCAACCAACUUGAUCAGUUAUCGAGAGAAAGGUACAAUGACAAAUUAACAGUUCAAUUUCCAAACGGAACUUUACAGAUACCGGAUCCGUUCGGUGGAGGAUUGCAGUACAGUAACAACCCAACCUUGUGGCCUGAAAGCUUCGAGUAUGGCGACAUGUAUAAUUAUUUGAUUAAUUCACCUGGCCCAUACACUAAAGACUCAAUGAAAUCAUUUAAGUCAUUGGACUCCUACAGCUACUUCGUGAAUGGAUUUGUCCAGGCCAUACUGUAUUCUUCAGUAAGUGCUGAUAGCCCUGUGUGUAUACUUCGAAGCAGAGUCACUCAUUCACAGAGCUUGACCAAACCCCCUGUGAGUACCUGGAUUAUGAUCAACAAAUCCACAGGAUCAGUAGUUGCUGCUCACUGCAUGUGCAUGGCAGGGCUUGGAGAGGCAUGCAGCCAUAUUGCAGCAGUAAUGUUCAAGUUGGAGGCAGCGAACCGCCUAGGUUACACUUCACAGGCAUGUACUGAAAAGGCCUGUAGUUGGAACAAAGACUGCAUGAAUGGGAGGGACUUAGACCCAUGUACCCUUAAAGAUCUUAGCUUCACAAAGCCUAAACAUCAGUCAAGUCAAGGCCGGCAAGAAAAUAGGUCAGUACGCCCACUCAACCCUACAUCAACAGCCACUUUAGGAGAUCUUGAUUUAGAUGCAUUGAAAAGGGUAAGCCCAGAGGCAUGCAUUUUUUCACUCCUCCCUAAGCAAGAUGAAGACACUGACACAGCAUCAGAAAAUGAAAAUAAUGUAAAACUAGAGUUGCAGACAGAACUACCAACACCCUAUUGUCACCUUGAAGCAACUGAAGUUCCGGACCGUCAGCAAAUCUCUGAAGAGCAAGCAGAACUCAUUGCAUCAAGCACAUCUGGACAGGGAAAAUCGAACUUGUGGCACCUCUAUCGUUAUGGUAGAAUUACUGCAUCAGUACUGGGGUCUGUGGUCAAAUUCAUGAAUGGAUCGUCAAAGAGGGAUGUUUCUUCACUCUGCUCCAAAAUGCUUGGACUUAACUCGUUCUUUCCAACCAGGGCCAUGAAAUGGGGGAUUGAUCAUGAGUCAGUGGCCUUGGCUUCUCUGAAACAGUGUUUAGAGUUAGAGGGCCAUCAAAGUGUUACACUGUGGAAUGUUGGGCUCUACAUAGACCCAGAUUCACCAUUUCUUGGAGCAUCUCCUGAUGCCAUGGUCAGUUGCACAUGUUGUGGGGUGCAGUGUGUGGAGGUCAAAUGUCCACACAACAAAAAAAAUGCACACAACCUAGAUCCACAAAGUUUUGCUGGAGCCAAAGCCAUUGACUGUUUGAAUGUGACAGGGAAUGAACAAAAUUGUACAAUCUCUCUGAAGGAAAAACAUGACUACUUUUACCAAGUGUUGUGUCAAAUUGGUGUUCUAAACAAAUUGAAAAAUGUAUCAUCUGGGUUGUUUGUUGUUUGGACAUCCAAAGGAAUGUUUGUGCAGAAGAUUCAUCAUAAUGCAGACCAGUGGAAAGCAGUUAAGGAAUACAGUGAAUUGUUUUUUAAACAAUAUCUCCAGCCUUCAAUUGUAAAGAUUGCACAAAAGCCAGAGUUGUAGUUUUGGAUAGACUUGACUCAAGUCGGAAUUGCACUAAUUCGGUGUCUCAAAUUACCAAACACACUUAGUUUACAUCUUUCCAGAAGCAUGACAAGUAACACUAAACGCCCGUUUCACUUAAGUACAUGUAUAACAAUUAAAACAGUGCUUGCACAUAUUGUACGUCUACAUGUGUGGAUGUGCAUGCAUCAAGCACCAUGUACAUGUACGUGUA